AUGCCUCCAAGUCGCCCGGCUACGACCGGUUACGAACGCCUGGCCCAAGCUGAUCAGUUUAGCGACGACGAUUCCGAAGAUGAUCCUUUAGCCCAGAGCUCCGCCUCGCUUCAACCUCAAUCUGCUCCUCGCUAUGUACCCCUCACACAACCGAGGCCUCACUCGGGCAUGACGUCGCCGAAGGCACUCACGAAACUCAAGUAUCAGACAAGGCGAAUGCGAAGCAACUCCGGUGUUGACCUCAAAGCCAUCAACGCUCGUUUAGAACGAUGGGCCGACGAAAUCGCAUCAAAGUUCAAGAGAGGCAAGGGGAGGGGUAAUUUAGGUGAAGAGGAGCGUCUCGAAAUUCAUUACAGCGUCUUCCAACCCCCUCAGGGUGUCCGACCCGCGACCCCCGAGACACUUGCCACCAUGCCCGAGCCCGCUAUGUCCAAGGCCGAGUUCGAAGCCAUCGUCGAGAGCGUGCAAGUCGCCAUUGACCAAGGUAUGCAUCCGAGUUUGAUCACGCAAGGUAGCUCAGGGAGUUAUUUUGCACGGAAUACCGACGGUAAGAUUGUUGGUGUGUUUAAGCCCAAGGAUGAAGAACCAUACGCUGCCGGAAACCCGAAAUGGAACAAGUGGAUUCAUCGAAAUUUAUUUCCUUGCUGUUUCGGUCGAGCAUGUCUAAUACCCAAUCUCUCAUACGUGAGCGAGGCAGCAGCGUAUGUUCUUGAUUGCCAACUCCGUACCCAUAUAGUCCCUUAUACCGAUGUUAUUUGGCUAUCAUCCAAAUCGUUUCACUAUCCGUAUUGGGAUCGCCGGAGCUUUUACAGGAAGAAGAAGCCUCUUCCAGCAAAGCCAGGGAGUUUUCAGGUAUUCCUUAAGGGGUUUAAAGAUGCCAACGUCUUCCUAAGGGAAAACCCCUGGCCGGACCAGUACUGGUCUAGCUUUCGCUCAAAUGACACUCACCGACAUAAGCAAAGAAGAUGGGCAGAAAGCUGUCGACCAUCUAGUAGAGCUCCUCGUGAUGCUGACAGCGAGAGCGAAGAUGAACAUAAUGGCCCUGAACAACAGCCUCUUGGCCCCGGCAACUUUAGGUGGACUGAGUCGCUGAAACAGUCGUUCCGGGAAGAGCUCGAAAAGCUUGUUAUUUUAGAUUACAUCAUGCGGAAUACGGAUAGAGGUCUCGAUAAUUGGAUGGUUAAAGUUGAUUGGGAAACCCAAGCAGUCUCGAUUACCUCCGAACCUCCACAACUUAAUAUGGAUGUAGGAGAAGAAGACGACGAGCAACCUGCAAGACCUGUGCAUUUACCAGCGAGGGGAAACUCAAGGAGUCCUAACCCCUAUAAAGCCCAAAAACCUAUGAAUGCAACGGGCACGAGCACAAGCACGAGCAAGGUCCCUGAUCCUAAGAUCUCCCUUGGAGCGAUUGACAACUCAUUAUCAUGGCCGUGGAAACACCCGGACGCAUGGCGAAGUUUCCCUUUCGGUUGGCUCUUCUUACCUGUUGAUCUUAUUGGGCGACCUUUCUCCCAGAAAACGCGAGAUCACUUCUUACCUCUUCUCACUUCUACGCAAUGGUGGAGCCAGACUUCGCUCGAACUACGAAAGGUAUUCCAAAUCGACCCCGACUUUCAGGAAAAGAUGUUCUCCCGGCAGAUGGCCGUAAUGAAGGGACAGGCUUGGAACGUUGUCGAAACGCUGAAAACUCCGGACCACGGCCCGCUGGAGCUUACACGAAGAGCUAGAGUAUGUGUUUGGGACGACUUGGUCGAAGUCCCCGUCGCUGUACCGAUGCGCGCUACAUCGUCUGAAGCGCGUCGUAGAGCCGAACCAGAGGCUCGCAGUACUAUCGAUGAGGAAAUGGACAUCGGCGCAGCCAUCUCGUCAGCACCUGCUAGUACCGUCGAUGACCUGCUUGGGUUCUCCAGCCCGCUACCAAACCCUGGGCGUUUCGAACUCGCCAGUUCCCACGAGCAGUCUCCAGAACGAGCAGAUCCCCAGAACCCAUUCGACGCUUUGUCAUCAAGCGCCCGUCCACAACUAUCGCGUCCCCCGAGGUCAAGCUAUCAGGGUCCGUCGCGCACGCAGAUGAACAUGUACAUGCCCCGCAAGGAGCGUCGGUACUCCUUUGCGACGGGUAUCAAUGGCAACUCGCUUACCGCGAAGCUCCAUGGUAACGGAAACGCUUACGACGAGGACGAUAUGGAAGGAGAUUUGGGAUACGCUGCGGCUGAAACGAUGGAUGGCAACAGGCGGAAGGUAAUUGUGGAGCGGCUCGAGACCGUCAAGGCUAGGAAUCCGGUGUUCACUUGGUGCUAA
Molecule: messenger RNA, 2301 nt
Organism: Daldinia childiae
Lineage: Eukaryota; Fungi; Ascomycota; Sordariomycetes; Xylariales; Hypoxylaceae
Product: Phosphatidylinositol 4-kinase lsb6
Exons: 3
Coding region: 1-2301 (766 amino acids)
Biological process (GO): Golgi organization; phosphatidylinositol phosphate biosynthetic process; endosome organization
Cellular component (GO): endosome; plasma membrane; fungal-type vacuole membrane
Molecular function (GO): 1-phosphatidylinositol 4-kinase activity
Source: RefSeq, a predicted model, not a curated record